Penaeus indicus is the source of this 1877-nucleotide messenger RNA. RefSeq names its product NAD-dependent protein deacetylase sirtuin-3-like. Lineage: Eukaryota; Metazoa; Arthropoda; Malacostraca; Decapoda; Penaeidae. Gene Ontology annotation, cellular component: nucleus. The record is from RefSeq and is a predicted model, not a curated record. The coding region runs from base 119 to 1165 and encodes 348 amino acids. Gene Ontology annotation, molecular function: histone deacetylase activity, NAD-dependent; NAD+ binding. The transcript has 6 exons.
UCUAUUUUCGGAAAGGUUGGCUAACCCGUCAAAUAUCAGGAGAGAGCAAUCUAAAUUUUAGAAUCUUAUCUAUAAACCUAAUCUGUGUUCUUCCAUCAAGUUGACAGCCCAAUCCCAGAUGUCAGGCAUUGCAAUAAGAACCAGUAGAUCAAUCAGAAACCUCUUAAAUCACAGCAAGAAUAGUUUGUCAAGCCUCAUAACCAGAAAUUACGGAGCAUGUCUGUCAUCACGACCUCACCUUCACAAACCCUUACGUUCACAUCGCUAUGCAAUCACAUCAACGGAACUGAAGUCACAGCGAUGGGCUUCACACAUCAAGAAUAGUAACCCGAACUUGCAGAACCUGGAAGAUGUUGCAAAGUAUAUACGAGAUGAAGCGCGUUGCAUCAUGGUCAUGGUAGGGGCGGGGAUGAGCACGCCCUCAGGGAUCCCGGAUUUCAGAUCUCCAGGGACAGGGCUCUACGACAACUUACAGAAGUUCAAUUUACCGUAUCCGGAAGCAAUCUUUGAUAUACACUAUUUCAUGAUGGAUCAAAGACCCUUCCUUACUCUUGCACAAGAUCUAUAUCCAGGACAAAAUUACAAGCCAAACAUUGCUCAUCACUUCCUUCGCCUUUUACAUGAUGAGGGGAAGCUACUGAAGGUCUAUACACAGAAUAUUGAUGGAUUAGAGAGGUUGGCUGGGGUACCAGAUGAGAAGCUUAUGGAGGCCCACGGCAGCUUUUCCACAGCCUCUUGUACUCUCUGUGGUAAAAGACAUGAUGGAGACAUGGUGAAGGAAGCUAUAGUUACUGGAAAAGGACCUGUUCUGUGUGAGUCCCAGAAGUGCAAAGGUAAAGUCAAGCCAGACAUUGUGUUCUUUGGGGAGAACCUUCCACAUACUUUCUGGAAUUACCAUGAAGAGGUCCACUUUACAGACCUCCUUCUUGUCAUUGGCACAUCUUUAGAGGUAUACCCCUUUGCUGGGAUCGCAGACGCAGUUGGCAGAUUCACCCCGAGAGUGCUGAUCAACCGUGAUGUAGUGGGGAGUUUUGGAAGCAGAAUGGGGGACGUUAUUCUGGACGGUGACCUGGUUGAGGGGAUAUGGAAUUUGGCCAAAGAAAUUGGGUGGAGCGAAAAAUUGGCGAAUCUUGAAAAGGCAUAUGAUAGGGAAAGGGAAGAAUGAAAGGGAGAGUAGAUGAUAAUUUUUUUCUUCUUCUUCUUCUUCUUCUUCUUCUUCUUCUUCUUCUUCUUCCUUUUUUUUCUUCUUCCUUUUUUUUCUUUCUUUCUCUUUUUCUUUCUCUUGGAGUGAAAAAUUUUAUCUCCAUUCUUUUCGCAUUUCUUUUUUCUCUUCCUUUUUUCUUCAUUUCUUGUACUUCUAUCCUUUUUUUUUUUUUUUUACUUUCCCCUUCUCUCUGCCAGUUUCUUAACACAUCUUUCUCUUUUCCUCUUUCCUUCCAUUUUCUCACACAUUCUAUAAUUCUUUCCCUUAACUUCCAUUUUCUAUAAUUCAUUCUCUACAUAAUGUAUUAUCUCAUUCAAGACCCAGACACCUGAGACAUGGGAAAUGUGAAAAAUUGUUUAUAGAUAUAUGUUUAUAGAUAUAUAUAUAUAUAUAUAAUUGUUUAUAGAUAUAUAGAUUUAUAUAUAUAUGUUUAUAGAUAUAUUUAUAGAUAUAUUUAGAUAAAUGUAUGGUACACAGAUAGAGAGAUAGAGAUAUACGUUCAUUUAAGUUGUAUGCGGAAUGCUGUAUCUCGAUCAGUAAAUGUGAAUGAAUGUAUUUAAUAUUGUUGAAUUUGGAAAGGUUGGACUAAUGAAAUGAUAAUUAGUAUUUAUUUUAUAUGUAAUUCAAAUUCGUGUAAUCUGGAUAUGAGUGAAAUAAACUAUAUUUUAAUCUG